Molecule: messenger RNA, 468 nt
Organism: Limulus polyphemus (Atlantic horseshoe crab)
Lineage: Eukaryota; Metazoa; Arthropoda; Merostomata; Xiphosura; Limulidae
Exons: 1
Coding region: 1-468 (155 amino acids)
Source: RefSeq, a predicted model, not a curated record
AUGUUAGUUGGAAAAGCCCCAGAAGUGCAAUUUUUUUAUGUAGUAUCCGUAGACUUUGAAAAAGCUUUUGAGAGGGUUUACUAUGAGAAUUUCAUAGAGGUCCUGCAUCAGGUUGAUGCAGCUCAAUCAUAUAUCAGAAUCCUCAAUAACUUAUACUUCAACCAUGAAGCAGAAGUUCGAAUUGACAGAGAACUAAGAAGUUGGCCUGCGGUUAAGAGAGUUGUAAGACGAAGAUGUAUGCUUCCACUGACAUUAUAUAAUUUGAAUACAGAAUGGUUGAUGAGAGGAGUAAUUACUGCUACGGUUGUAACAAACUUAAGGGAAAUAUUAUCUGUAAUAAUUGGUUCUCUUGAUAUAACGCUUAUGGAUGAAUCCGAGGGAGAGAUACAGCAGUUACUUGAUAAUCUUGUUGAUAAAGAGAAAAAAUAUGGUCUCGGGAUAACUGCCAACAAAGUAAGACCAUUCUAA